Molecule: messenger RNA, 1938 nt
Organism: Paramuricea clavata
Lineage: Eukaryota; Metazoa; Cnidaria; Anthozoa; Malacalcyonacea; Plexauridae
Source: the annotation of a GenBank genome assembly
UGGACUUUUGGAGCAAAUAAAUGAGAUGAUAUAUGCAAAUCAUCAAAAUGCCUUUGUUCGAGAAGCUUGUGCUGUGAUACAAAAAAACAUCGAAGCCCAUGGCUUACAGAUGGAAGCGUGUCAUGUCCAGGACUAUGAAGCCAGAUUGUAUGCGAUGCAAGGCGAUGGAUUGGUUAAUGUUCCAUUACAGGCUGAAGUACCACAUCUACAGGCUCCCCCACAUCCACAUGCUCCAGAACAUCUACAGGCUUUACUACAGGAAGGGGCUGCAGCACCACCACAUGCUCAUGCACAACAACCUGCAGUUCAACCACCACUGCACCCUCAAGCACAACAACCUGCAGUUCAACCACCACUUCACCCUCAAGCACAACAACCUGCAGUUCAACCACCACUGCACCCUCCAGCACAUAUACUGCUGCCAACUCAGCAAAUUGGCAUUCCUAAUCCAGUUGCUGGAGGACAAAGACGUCCUUACCAUGCAAUAGCGUGUGAAAAUGCUCAGGCACUAAAUACCUUUUUAACUCUUUAUCGACCGACGGUAUUGCAUUACAUAAUACGAGUCAAUGUUUCUAAUGUAAAUAUUUCUGCGAGUAUUUCCCCUUUGAAACUAAUACCACCAUUGAAAUCCUCACAAAAUAACCGGUUGAAAUGCUGUCAAAACAUUACACAAACCGAAACAAUCAUAUAUUUACUCACCGCUUGGCCAAACAUUCUGCAUUUCAUAUCAAGAAAAAGUAGAAUAUCUUCUAAACUUUUCAUUACUUCACAUCGGUUAUAUGAGUAAAGUACUCUUUGUAUUCAAGCGCUUUUGUGUAGAAAGUUUCGUUUGGAUACGGCGAGUAGAAAUAUUUAUUUUGAAUUUUUCAAGGUAUCGGGUUUUUACUCGCAUGCACACGUAUUGCAUAAUACUUGGCCAAUAAGGAGCUCCUUUAGCCGAGAUGACGUCAAACUCGUGAGUAUAGGUGCACUUUGACCUUUAGAAUCGAUUGCUGGCAUUUCCAGAGUCAUACGAUACAAACCUCGCAUUGUUUUGACGUUUUGAAAUUUAUUUCCGGUUCAGAUUAAACACACAAUCGGGCCAGAAAUGCCAUGUACUUUUGUCAAAUACGAAGAUACAGACUCGCAAAUGACUCCCGAAAUACAGCUGGUGACAUCGAUUUUAACAAGACUAUUACAAAGAAGACACAUCCGAAGGGGCCGAAGUUAUGUUAGGCGAAAGGUAUGGCUAGUCUAUAUUUUUGUUCAGACAAUUGUGUAAUUUGAUAAUAUACAAUCUCGCUUGACUUUCAAAGCUCAUAAAUCGCCAUAAAGUUGACAUAGACGAAAACUAUCAUUAGGAAUUAGUAGAGAAUUUUAUACUGAAUCGAAUGGCGGUAUUUUCAUCUAAACAGCAUUAACUGAACCAGAGAUAUGAACCUUGCACAAUACUAUUUCAGUUCUGGAAUAGUUUUCUAGGGGGUGGUCAAAGAGGAGUUAACCAGGGAAUUGCCAGUUUUAACUCAACUAAUACAACAAACAAUGGAUAUGAUGAACAAACUAAUUAGAAGACAAUUAGACCAGUAAUUUUGUUAUUUUCGUAUUUACAUAUGUAUAUUUAUAUUCGUAUUCAUAUUCACAUACAUUCAAAUAUAUAUGCACAUAUAACAUUUAAAAUAUAGUUGAUUUUCCUUUGAUAUUUAACAUAUAUUAAUAUUACCACUCAACUCAACCAUAACAUGUCAAUUGUCAACCAUUCUGUGAAUAUUAACGUAUAUAUCCAAGAUUAUUAAAAGUUUUGUGAAAGUUCAAUAUGUCUUUCAGCCAAGAGCGCACACAGUUCGUUUACAAUGGGAAACAUCCAACGCUCAUGAUGCCAAAGGUGGUGUAUGGCUCCGUAUUUUUAAACUCUUAUACAGUGCUCUACGGGUGUUCAAUGUUUUGAGAAUUCCCUGUUGA